AUGAAGUAUCAAGCAAAUAAGGCAAGUAAUAUUGGUACUGAGUCUGAGGCAAAAUUACCAUUAAAUCUAGUAGUAGCAAGUGAUGCUCUUGAUAUAGAUAAAAUGUGGCGUAAUCAUUUUGAAGAUAAGCUGAUGGAUACUAAGAGUCACACAAGCGAGAAACUAAAGCUAAUUGAAAGCAGUAUUAAUGAGCAAUCAGUAGCUUACACUAAUCAGUUAAAAGGCGAGAUAGAGAAGCUGAAAGCUCAAAUGCAAUAUAUUACUGAGGAGCAAGAGUCAGCUAGAAGGGAGUUGAAUAAUGCUCGCAUAAAGUCUACAGAAGACGAUAGACCUACAAAAACCCAUCAUCCGUUAAUAGAUGAUAGUCGUAUUACGGUAAAUCACCUAGAUCGUGGUGAGCGAUUUGAUCGUCCGAAAUCAGCCCGUAGUUAUAUUCCGGAGACUGCUUAUGUUAAAGGAGUAUUACUAGGUGGUAUUGUGGUGUCGACAUCUAUCGGUUCUGCUUCAGAACCAGUGCCAGUAAUUAUUAGAAUUACUGAUCGUGGUAAUUUGCCUCAGAAUUUUGACAUAGAUUUAACUCAUUGCCAAAUUAUGGGUUCUUCGUAUGGUGAUUUAUCAUCUGAGCGAGCGGUUAUCAGGGCAGAGGUUUUGUCAUGUAAGGAUUCAAUCAAUGAGCUAAUUUAUACCACUAAAAUAGCCGGUCUGAUUUAUGGCGAUGAUGGUAUGAACGGUAUUAAAGGUAAAGUGGUACAAACUAGCAGUAAGCAUUUAAAGAACGCAAUGAUCGGAGGAGUGAUUAGUGGAUUUGCUGGUGCUGCCAAAGGUCAGGAUCAAGUAAUUGUUAGUAGUUUUGGCAUGGGAAGUACCAAAAAGAAAAAUAUGGGUGACAUGUUACAAGAAGGUGGAUUUGCUGGGGCUAGUAAUGCUGCUGAGAAGAUAGCAGAUUACUAUAUUAAGCAGGCUGAAAGCAUGUCGCCAGUAUUAUUGGUGUCUGGUGGUACUAAGGUAGACAUAGUAUUUACCAAAGGGGUAUAUUUAGGUGCAUUAGAUGUUCAGGAAAAGCUACAACAAUAUCGAGCAGAAAAGGCAAAAAAUGAUAAAUGA
Messenger RNA from Protopolystoma xenopodis, 1104 nucleotides. The record is from the annotation of a GenBank genome assembly. NCBI's taxonomy places the organism in Eukaryota, Metazoa, Platyhelminthes, Monogenea, Polystomatidea, Polystomatidae.